Paralichthys olivaceus (Japanese flounder) is the source of this 5154-nucleotide messenger RNA. The record is from RefSeq and is a predicted model, not a curated record. Lineage: Eukaryota; Metazoa; Chordata; Actinopteri; Pleuronectiformes; Paralichthyidae.
GAGCGGGUAGUGUUUACAGCUCUGCUGCUGGAUGCAGUUGCAGCUGAUGUUACUGGGAGAGAACAAUGUUGUGCCAGGCGCCGUUGGAGUAAACACAGCAGUGGGUUUAAAGGUGAUUUUGCUCAUCAUCUCCCACCACUUCCUCCUCCCGUCUUCCAUUCAUGAGCAGCGUGGCUGAAUUUAACAGCGGCAGCCAUGGAUGACAAAGUCUCGGUGGGGAAGAUUAGCGUCUCCUCGGACUCAGUGUCCACUCUCAACAGUGAGGACUUUGUCCUUGUGUCCCGCCUGGGGGACGAGACACCCUCCUCCACUAAUAAUGGUAGUGAUGACGAAAAGACAGGACUGAAGGUGAUUUCUGAGGAAGGGGUCAGCUUUAAGAUUGUGGGGAAUGGAAGUGAACAGCAGCUCCAGAGAGAGUUAGAGGAUGUCCUAAUGGACCCAUCGGUAGCUGACACUGGGCACGGACCGGGAACAGGAAUGGAGAGCUUUGGUGCAGGGGGCCGUGGCCCUCUCCCCACGACAGCGUCACCUGUAGCGCCAGGCUCUGACCCCCUGAGUUCAUCCCCGCCCAAGUUGGAGAUAGUGCUGCCUGUUCAAACGGCACAGGAGAGUGAGCUGAAUGAGAGGUCGUAUCGCGGGGACGAAUCAUCAUCCGAUGGCAGCCCCAGCAGUCCCAUUCCAGAUGAGGACAGCGUUGUGUUCAGCCAGCUGACAUAUCUGGGUUGCGCAUCUGUUAACGCCCCUCGCAGUGAGGUGGAGGCCCUUCGUAUGAUGAGUAUUCUCAGAGGGCAGUGCCAGGUCCCACUGGACGUCACACUAUCUGUGCCAGGCGUGUCUGAAGGCACUGUCAGGUUGCUAGACCCAAACAACAGUACAGAGAUUGCCAACUACCCUAUCUACAAGAUUCUGUUCUGUGUGCGUGGUCAUGAUGGUACUCCAGAGAGUGACUGCUUCGCCUUCACCGAGAGCCACUACAAUGCUGAGAUCUUCAGGAUCCAUGUGUUCCGCUGUCAAAUCCAAGAGGCGGUCAGUAGGAUAUUGUACAGCUUUGCCACAGCGUUUCGGCGGUCAGCGAAGAAGGCUACUAUGUCAUCUCAGCUGGCCGCUCCACUCACCCCUGACAGUGACUUGUUUACCUUCACCGUCAGCCUGGAGAUCAGGGAGGACGAUGGGAAGGGUACCUUCAGUGCUGUCGCAAAGGACAAGGACAAGCAGAGCUUCAAGCUUCGUGCAGGAAUGGACAAGAAAAUAGUCAUUUAUGUCCAGCAGACUUCCAAUAAGGAACUUGCCAUUGAGAGGUGCUUUGGUCUACUGCUCAGCCCAGGGAAAAAUGUGAAGAACAGUGACAUGCACCUGCUGGACCUGGAGUCAAUGGGAAAGAGCUCUGACGGGAAAUCUUACAUCAUCACAGGAAGCUGGAACCCUAACACGCCUCAGUUCCAGGCUGUAAAUGAGGAAACGCCUAAAGAUAAAUUCAUGUACAUGACGACAGCAGUGGACCUGGUCAUCACAGAGGUGGAGGAGCCGGUCCGCUUCCUGCUGGAGACGAGGGUCAGAGUGUGCUCCCCAAAUGACAGGCUGUUCUGGCCCUUCAGCAAGCGUAGCUACACAGAGACCUUCUACCUUAAACUCCGCCAGAUGGAGCGUAAGGAGCGUAAGAGUCCUGCCUCCGACACUCUUUAUGAGGUGGUGAGUUUGGAAAGUGAGACAGAGAGAGAGAAAAGGAAGACCACAGCUAGUCCCGGCAUCCUGCCUACUGGGCCUGGUACCACGGUUCCUUCACCACCUGAGGAUGAUGAAGAGGAAGAUAACGACGAACCGCUACUCAGUGGAUCAGGUGACGUUUCCAAGGAGUGUGCAGAGAAGAUCCUGGAAACCUGGGGAGAAUUAUUAUCUAAGUGGCAUAUGAACUUAUCAGUGCGGCCCAGGCAGCUGCCAGCGUUGGUGCGGAGUGGUAUUCCUGAGGCUCUUCGUGGGGAGGUGUGGCAGCUCCUGGCAGGGUGCCACAAUAAUGACCACCAGGUGGAAGAGUACCGCACUCUAAUAACAAAGGAGUCCCCCCAGGACAGUGCCAUCACCAGAGACAUUAAUAGGACAUUCCCAGCUCAUGACUACUUUAAAGACACUGGAGGAGACGGACAAGACUCGCUCUACAAGAUCUGCAAGGCUUACUCUGUUUAUGAUGAGGAGAUUGGAUACUGCCAGGGACAGUCCUUCUUGGCUGCUGUGCUGCUGCUGCACAUGCCAGAGGAACAAGCGUUCAGUGUCCUGGUCAAGAUCAUGUUCGAUUACGGUCUCAGGGAUCUUUUCAAGCAGAACUUUGAAGAUCUACAUUGCAAGUUCUUCCAGCUCGAGAGGCUCAUGCAGGUGUGUGUGUGUGACACACACACACACACACACACACACACACACACACACCAAUACUGAAAACCAGAGCAUCUGGUAGAAGCAGAUCACUUACCAUAACAGUUGAGGAGGAGAAAAAAAAGAUCUGCUGCUCUGAUAAACAUGCAUCUCAUUCUUUUUUUUUCUCAGACAUCAAAAGAUGACCUGAUCCAGACAGACUUUGAGGGUGCACUCAAAUUCUUUCGCGUCCCAGUGCCCAAGAGGUACCGCUCUGAGGAAAACGCAAAGAAGCUGAUGGAGCUGGCCUGUAGCAUGAAGAUCAGCCAGAAGAAGCUGAAGAAAUUUGAGAAGGAGUAUCACACCAUCAGGGAGCAGCAGGAGCAGCAGGAGGCCCCUAUUGAGAGAUACGAGAGGGAGAACCGUCGUCUGCAAGAGGCGAACAUGCGUCUGGAGCAGGAGAACGACGACCUGGCACACGAACUCGUCAGCAGCAAGAUAGCUCUGCGUAAAGACCUUGACAACGCCGAGGAAAAGGCAGACGCCCUGAACAAAGAGUUGCUGCUGACCAAACAGAAACUCGUGGACUCUGAGGACGAGAAGAGACGACUGGAGGAAGAGUCUGCACAGCUGAAGGAGAUGUGCCGACGAGAGCUCGAUAAGUCUGAAUCAGAGAUUAAGAAGAAUGGCUCCAUCAUUGGAGAAUAUAAGCAGAUCUGCUCCCAGCUGAGUGAAAGACUGGAGAAACAACAGACAGCCACCCGAGGAGAGCUGGAGAAAAUCCGGUCCAAAGUAGAAGGCUGUGAGAAGUGCAGCAGCCUCUUCAACAAAGAGGGUCGUGUGCGGGCCGCUGUAACCACGGCGCCGGCCGGAGGGACUGAGGAGACCGACGAGGAGAAGGAGGGUUUGAAGAACCAGCUGAGGGAGAUGGAGCUGGAGCUCGCUCAGACCAAACUGCAGCUGGUGGAGGCUGAGUGCAAAAUCCAGGACUUGGAGCAUCACUUGGGUCUGGCCCUCAAUGAAGUUCAGGCCGCAAAGAAGACCUGGUUCAACCGAACGCUCAGCUCCAUCAAAACGGUCACUGGGACCCAGGGAAAGGAGACCACCUAACCGGAAAAUCCUCCCAAUCCAGCCAGUUACACCGACCGUGUGUGGAGCUCAGUGAAACUCACCACACUGAAAAACGCCUAAACCCUAACUGGGCCAUAUUUAACUUGAACACUGACAAUUAAAACCCAGGACGACCAUUACUACAGACUGUGUUACUUAUCAAAAAUGUCCUUGUGUCUCCCCCGCUCCCUCGCCUACUGAUCUAAUCACCCUCACCCAUUUCUCCCCCUCCUCACCCCAAAUGACUACAGCCGACCGUGCUGAUGAGAAGGGGUUUGAAAAACAUGAGAUAAAGUGCAACAGUACCAUUGUCCCCGGAGAGACAACACUUCCACCGGUCAAGAAAGAAAUGCAUUUUGAAAAUUGGAGAAUUGCUUCAUUAAUUUCUGUCUUUGUACUGCUGAUAUUAAAAAGUGGCAGAAGGAAGGACAUCUGGACUGACACUGUCCUCACAGGACAGAGAGAAACACACUCCGUCCUUCCUGACUCUUCUGCAUGCUCCCCUUAAAACUACUGGCACAAACCACCAGUCCCUGUUUUCGGUACGAGAGCUAAAAUACGCCUUUUCAAAACUGAGCUUUUUCUAAUUUACGUUGAACAAAACCUUUCUUUUUUUCUAUGUAUGUACACGAAUGUGCUUCUGUAAAGAGGAUGUAUGUGUGCGCGUGUGUACAAGUGCACAUGAUUUACUGUUUUGUGUUCUCUGUGUGUUUGUGUACAUGCGUGUGAGGCUGAAAAAAAAAACACGUUUGAGUGUGUAAACAUUUGACUGAAUAACGUUAAGCUGUGUGUGAAAGAGAGACAGAGCGUAAGUCCAAGGGAAAGAAAAAGCACUAAGGUUACGAGUGUGUGUGAGCGUUUGUGAGGGAGAACAGUACCCCCCCCCCCGCUGUGUCGUUUCCUUAAAUGUCCAAAUGUGUUUAUGAAUGACGCUAAAGAGAAGUUUGCUGACAAAGCCUUGAUCUGAAGGUCGAUAAAAGAUACUAGCUGAGAUGAAAAUGUAAUUUACAAUUUAAAAAAACAGAAGCUCAAAAGCUGUUGGACUGAAGCAGCAUAAAUGUCCUUCCAUUAAAUUUCAGACGUAAAACGUGCUCGAGGUUUUUGUUUGGUUCGGAUCUUCCAGCACAAAGAAACUUACAAAGCUCCCAAUCAGGAAAACCUCUGCAUGUUUUGCAACGUAUGUGUCUAUGUGUGAGAAACCCAGAAUGAUGCAAUGAUUGUUAGAAACCAUAAACACGGCUGAGGGAAGUGUGGUGUCAAAAAUGGAAAUCACUGAACAUUGCAAUUCUGUAUUUGAACACACCUCUCUCUCUCUCCCUCUCUCUGUGGGCGCCAGCUGCUCCGCGAUCUUUGACCCGAACUGUCACGGUUGUGUUUGAUAUGUUGUCGAGCCGUGUGACAUGUUGUGGUGUGUUUUACAACAGUUUUCACAGUUCACUCAGACCACUUGGAUCAGUGUGAACACCACACACAAGCACUGAAUUACAAACACAUGCAGAACACUCAGCGGCCUCUUCAUUCAGAAGUUCCCCACAAACACGUGGUCGAGACGUGUGGUUAUUGAUUGUGAAAAUAUUACCUUAUAUAUAUUAUAACCUUAGCUUAAAGGUUCAGUGUGUAGAAUGCAGUGACAUCUAGUGGUGAAGUUGCAUGUUGCAGCUCCCCCUCCUCUUCCAAACAUGAUAGAGAACAUGUGGCAUC